This is a messenger RNA of Diospyros lotus (date-plum), 1542 nucleotides long. RefSeq lists its product as uncharacterized. The transcript has a single exon. Gene Ontology annotation, molecular function: protein dimerization activity. The record is from RefSeq and is a predicted model, not a curated record. Bases 1 to 1542 code for a protein of 513 amino acids. Lineage: Eukaryota; Viridiplantae; Streptophyta; Magnoliopsida; Ericales; Ebenaceae.
AUGAUUCAUGAGGAUGUUGGAGAUGAACGUUUUUGUAUUCUUGUGGAUGAAGCAAAAGAUGAAUCUAAUCGAGAGCAAUUAGCCAUUAUUUUGAGGUUUGUGAAUAGUUGUGGUAUUUUGACAGAACGUUUUUUUGCAAUCAAAAGCGUUAGUAACACCACGUCCUUAAACCUAAAAAAUGAGAUUUCUGAUAUUCUUGCUCGACACGACCUUCAACUUAGCAAAAUGAGAGGUCAAGGAUAUGAUGGUGCUAAUAAUAUGCGUGGUACUUGGAAUGGACUUCAAGCUUUAUUUCUUAGAGAUUAUCCAUAUGCAUAUUGUGUUCAUUGCUUUGCACACAGGUUACAACUGGCAUUGAUUUCUGCAGCUAAGGAUGUCAGUGUUAUUUGGGAAUUCUUUUCUCAUUUGGAUAAUGUUAUCAAUAUUAUUAAUUCUUCUUCUCAGCGCAUUAGUGAGUUGCAAAAUGCUCAAAGAAAAGAAGUUGAGCAUAUGUUGAGUAUUGGAGAGCGUGAGUCUGGAAGUGGAGCCAAUCAAAUAGGUAAUUUGCAACGUGCUGGAGCAACACAUUGGAGUUCCCAUUAUGAUUCUGUAAAAAACAUGAUAGGCAUGUAUUCUGCAACUUGCAAGGUGCUUGAAUAUCUUAAAGUUCAUUGUUCAAAAGCAAGUUCUCGAGCUGAAGUCCGUGGCGCUUAUAGACACUUUGCAUGUUUUGAAUUUGUGUUCAAUUUGCUUUUAAUGCACAAAAUUAUGAGAAUAACUGAUGUUCUUUGUCAAGCUCUUCAAAAAAAAUCACUAGACAUUUUGGCUGCUAUGAGAUUUGUUUCUACUGCGAAACUUAUCCUUCAAGAAUUGAGAGAAGAAGGUUGGGAAGUGUUUCUUCAAGAAGUAAAAGAUUUUUGUUCAAGACACAACAUUGACAUACCGGAUCUAAAUUCUUCAUAUAUGAUUGGUUGUUGUAGGGAUGAGACUACAGUUGAGCACCAUUAUCAUUUUGAUGUUUUCAAUGAAGCAAUUGAUUUUGUAUUGAUGGAGUUAAGUACACGCUUUAAUGAUAAAUCAGUAGAACUCCUUUCUCUCAGUGUGGCUUUGGAUCCCAGAAAUUCAUUUGAAUCAUUCAAUAGUGAUGAUAUUUGUACGCUUGCAAAGAAGUUCUAUCCUGAAGAUUUUAGCAGUCAAGAUAUUUGUGCUUUAGAAUAUGAGUUGAAGUAUUAUGUUCAUGAUGUGAUUGCUGACCAAAGGUUUCAAGUAUCUACACUUGUUGAAUUGUGCCAAGAGUUUACCAACAGUGGAAGGUCAGAUACAUACAUUAUGAUAACUAGAUUGAUUCGUCUUGUAUUGACAUUACCCGUUUCUACUGCAACUACUGAGCGAGCAUUUUCAGCAAUGAAACUUUUGAAGACAACACUUCGUAACAAAAUGGAGGACGAUUUCCUUGCUGAUUGUAUGACUCUCUACAUUGAAAGAGAACUUGCUCUUACAAUAGAUGUAGAUUCUGUUGUAGAUGAAUUUUUUGUUUCAAAACCUCGUCGAGCUCAAGUUUAA